AUGACCUGUUCUAAUGCCAUAAACAAACCACAUGUCAAAAAAGGUCCUGCACCAACAUCUGACGAAUUACCACUCGGUCAAAAUCAUAGACAUGAUACCACUGCCCCCAACCAUACAAUUGCUACUAGCACUGCUACCGCCAGACCUAGUAUUACAAUGUUGAUGGAUCAUAAAUUGACCUUAUUUGAAUCUGCACCUGUGGAAUUGUUAGAUAGGGAGUAUAGAGACUUUCUAAUGGCUAAGAACCAAUACAGCGAGCUGCACGCGAAUUGGAAGCGCGUCCGCGAAGACGAACCGGAAAACUUGGAGGGGUGGAUUCAGAAUAACAAGUCAAACACAGGAAAAGGAUUGGCAGAGUUGACUCCUUUAAGUGCUGCUCUGCUACAAACUGGCAUGUUGGCAGAACACUCUGAGAUGGGCGAAUCCUCCCAAAACUCUGCAACAGAUGGUAAAAAAAGCAGCAGUGGGAACUACAACCCCUGCUCAAGAAGUGCAACUAGAGCUUCAUCAUCAGGUCUUUCAACACCCACAAACAUACCAGAGAACGUGGAUAAAACAACAAGUGAAAAGGAAGAUGUCGAUUCGCUGAGUGUUGGCAGGAAACGUAAAUCAGUCUGCAGAGCAUCCAGAAGGAAGUUUAUCAGAGUAUCGGUAGUAGCUUUGACAGCAUUACUCGAUUCAGCAGACUGUCAACCAUCUUCUGGAACUACAGCAACCUCUCAAAAAGAAACUAGUCUACGAGGACAGCUCGAUCCCAAAGAUCUUCAAUUGUCAGAGACAGUGUUAGGCGAAGGGCAAUUGGGUAUCGUGCGAUUAGGGUUCUACCGAGGGCUUUAUGUUGCAUGCAAAUCAAAGCGACUGUUUACACGAAGCGAUGCGUUUCAUUCUCAAGCCAAACGAGAAAUGAUGUUUGCAGCCAAACUAGCAGCCUGUCGUUAUAUCAAUCGGUACAUUGGAUGGAUUUGCUGUCGUCGAGAAAUACUGGAACGAUCAUCUUUUUAUACAAAACAUAAGCCAACAUUGUAUAUAGUUCAACGCUACGUACUCAAUGGAGACGCGAGAAGCUAUUUAGAGAAACGAGAAAGCUCCUUUAAACCGCAAGAGGUGUUACAAGCGUCGAUCUGCUUAUUUGCAGCAUUAACAGAUGCUCAUACUUUGAAUAUCGGUAUCGUGGAUCUGAAAUUAGAAAACUUUUUAAUUGACUCGUCAGGAGCUGGAUGGCUGACUGAUUUCGGAUCAUGUAUUGAGUUUAAAGACGGUAACGAAAUUGCAGAUCUUGACAAAGAAGAAGUAGCAUGGACAGAGCAUGUCGCCCCACCUGAAAUGACGCAAAAACAUAUAUUCACCAAAGCAUCCGAUGUUUUUAUGGCCACCUUGAUUAUCGCAGAGUUAAUGACAGCAGACAUUAGCGAUGUGGAUUUUCAAGACAAAAUUCUUCAACGAAAUGCGAGAACCGGAAAGGUGGCAUUCUCUUCAACGCCCAUCAAUCCUGUAUACAGUGAUUUCUUUACGCUCUUGAAAAUGGGAUUAUGCAAUGACCCUAAUCAACGACCCACAGCCAAGGCAAUUCUGGAUUAUUUACUUUUGAUGAAAGAAUAA
Molecule: messenger RNA, 1599 nt
Organism: Mucor velutinosus
Lineage: Eukaryota; Fungi; Mucoromycota; Mucoromycetes; Mucorales; Mucoraceae
Exons: 3
Coding region: 1-1599 (532 amino acids)
Biological process (GO): protein phosphorylation
Molecular function (GO): protein serine/threonine kinase activity; ATP binding
Source: RefSeq, a predicted model, not a curated record